Chaetomium globosum CBS 148.51 is the source of this 2511-nucleotide messenger RNA. RefSeq lists its product as uncharacterized. Gene Ontology annotation, molecular function: beta-mannosidase activity. Gene Ontology annotation, biological process: carbohydrate metabolic process; glycoprotein catabolic process. NCBI's taxonomy places the organism in Eukaryota, Fungi, Ascomycota, Sordariomycetes, Sordariales, Chaetomiaceae. The transcript is spliced from 2 exons. The record is from RefSeq and is a predicted model, not a curated record. The coding region runs from base 1 to 2511 and encodes 836 amino acids.
AUGACGCAAGGUGCAAUCCAAGUUCUUUCCUCUGGAUGGGAGUUCAGGUGCGAAACAGAUGAAAGAUGGCUCCCCGUCUCGCAGGUCCCCAGCAACGUCCACACCGAGCUUCUGAACCACGGUUUGAUUCCAGAUCCCUUUAAAGAUGUGAACGGGCUGGAAGUUUCAUGGGUUGCCGAACGGACAUGGUCCUACCGAACCCGCUUCGUGACGCCGAGCAAUGGGCGAGUGCAGGGCUCCAAGACCGACCUGGUGUUUGAAGGGCUCGACACUUUUGCGACGGCGAGGCUGAAUGGCAAGGUUAUCCUGCAGGCGGACAACAUGUUUGUUGAGCAUCGAGUCGAUAUCAGCAACCUUCUCGCGGAUGUCACCGAGAACACUCUAGAGAUCACGUUUGAGCCUGCACGGGAUCGCGGGCUGGAACUCGUCAAAGCUCACCCUGAACACGAUUUCAUUGUGCACCAGACCGAGGUCAGCCGGGGGCCAGUCCGGAAGGCCCAGUAUCAUUGGGGUUGGGAUUGGGGUCCGAUCUUGUUGACAUGUGGACCCUGGAAGCCCGUGAGGCUCGAGUGCUACGUCAGCAGGAUAGAAGAGAUCAAAGUGGAUUAUGAGAUUCACAAGAACCGGGGGGUACCUCCAGUUCUGGAAGCCACCAUCCACGCCCAUGUCUUGGGUCCUGUGGCAGAGCUCAAGGCGGAUCUGCAAUUCCCUGGAGGACGCGUCGUUACUCUCAGGGACCGCAAUGCCACCCCCGCGGCACCGUCGUGGAGGUACUCAUCCACCAAGUUCAGCAUCGAGGACCCAGAUCUGUGGUGGCCGCGAGGCUAUGGCCCGCAGAACUUAUGCGAUGUGCGAGUCCGGGCAAUUGCCAGCGAUGGGUCAACAGUCCUAGCCGAGGAGCACCAGAAGAUUGGCUUCCGCAAGGCCCAGUUGGUCCAGGAGAAAGACCAGUUUGGACAGUCGUUCUACUUCCGCGUCAACGGCGUGGACAUCUUCUCGGGCGGCUCGUGCUGGAUUCCCGCCGACAGCUUCCUCCCCCAAAUACCCCCUAAACGCUACCAAGACUGGAUACAACUCCUCGCCGACGGCAACCAAAACAUGAUCAGGGUCUGGGGCGGCGGCAUCUACGAGCCCGAAGUCUUCUACGCCGCCUGUGACGAACUGGGAAUCCUCGUCUGGCAAGACUUCAUGUUCGCCUGCGCAUCGUACCCAACCUACCCGGACUACCUCACCUCCAUCACCACCGAAGCGCGCCAAAACAUCCGCCGCCUCCGCCACCACCCCUCCAUCAUCCUCUGGUGCGGCAACAACGAAGACUACCAGCUCGUCGAGCGCUACCACCUCGAAUACAACUUCACCACGGACAAAGACCCCCAAUCCUGGCUCAAAUCCACCUUCCCCGCCCGCUACAUCUACGAGCACCUCCUCCCCAACCUCAUCCACGCCGAAACCCCCUCCACCCCCUACCACCCCAGCAGCCCCUGGGGCAACGGCACGAGCACCACGCUCAAAGUCGACCCCACCGUCGGCGACAUCCACCAAUGGGACCUCUGGAACGGCGAGGCCCGCCCCUGGCAGGCGCUGCCACAGAUGGGCGGGCGCUUUGUCAGCGAGUUCGGCAUGAUGGGGUACCCGGCCGAGGAGACGCUCCACGGCUUCGUCACCGACCCGGCCGAGCGCCACGUCGGCAGCCGCACGAUGGACUUCCACAACAAGGCGGUGGUGCACGAGCGGCGCAUGCUGGGGUACGUGGGGGAGAAUUUCCGGCUGCAGGCGUGGGGCCGGGAUCUGGGGGCGUUUGCGCACCUGACGCAGGUCAUGCAGGCGGAUGCGGUCGGCUUGGGGUAUAAGGCCUGGCGGAGGGGGUGGGGUGGGCAGGGGCAACGGAGGUGUGGGGGGGUGUUGGUCUGGCAGUUGAAUGAUUGUUGGCCGGUGGUGUCGUGGGCGGUUGUGGAUUAUUAUUUGGUGAGGAAGCCGGUUUUUUAUGCUAUCAAGCGGGCGAUGGCGCCGUUGGCGGUGGCUGUGACGCGCAAGUUUCAUGAUUGGACGGCGAGGCCGGCGGACGAGCUCUGGCGGAGGAACACGGGGCAUGUUGACUCGCGCAAGAUGUUGACGGAUAUUGAGUUGGAUGUGUGGGUUGCGAGCUCGAAGCUGGAGGCUGCCAAGGGGAAGGUGGUGGUGCGGUUUGUGUCGGUUAGAACCGGGGAGGAGGUGAGGGAGAGGAUUGAGGAAGAGGUUGAAGUGCAGCCUAACGGGUGUACAGAGGUGUUGACUGGGUACAAGUUUGACUGGGCCAAGGCGACGGUGGCCGAACCUGAGCACUUUGUCAUCCAGGCAGCCUUGUGGGUGGACGGAACCCAGGUGAGCGGCGACACGUCCUGGCCCGACCCUAUCAAGUAUCUCGACUUUCCGGACAGGGGUGUCACGGUGAAGGAUCGUGGCCAGGGGCUCAUUGAAGUCUCCGCUGAGAAGCCGGUCAAGGGGUUGAGAAUGGAGGGGAUGAUGAGUUAG